CUAUGCUUAGGUCUUCGUUAGCCAGCCAUUAACCCAAGCUUGUUUACACCUCCCAACAGUACCCCAUUGCGUUGCCGAGUUCGAUGGCAUCGAUCUCGCCGCGUGGAGUUUGACCCUGGUAGUCCUGCACUGCGUGCAGGCUGUAGUCUCUGCAAUAUAGCCCCCUGCACUUGACCAGUGCCUCCCUGCCGCCCGCACACGCCACUCUUAGUCUCCCACAGCCACUCCACACCACCGGCAGCCGGGAGCCAUGGCGCCGGCUAGGGCGCGCCUCCUAGCCUGCCUGCCGGCUCUCACGAUGAUGGCCGCCGUCUCUUGGGUGGCUGCCGGUGGUGUUCGCAUGACGGACCAGGUGGACAUACUCUGGGGCCCGACGCAGCUGCUCAACGACAGCGACGGCGGCCAGACCGUCGGGCUGUCGCUGGACCGCGUCAUGGGGUCGGGGUUCCGGUCCAAGAAGUCGUAUCUCUUCGCCAGGAUCGACAUCGACAUCAAGCUCGUCGCCGGGAACUCCGCCGGCACCGUCACGACGGUUUACCUGAUCUCUGAGGGGCAGUGGAAGAUCCACGACGAGAUCGACUUGGAGUUCCUGGGCAACGUCACCGGCGAGCCGUACACCCUGCACACCAACAUCUUCGCCAAUGGCUCCGGCGGCAGGGAGGUGCAGUACAGGCUCUGGUUCGACCCUACCCAAGACUUCCACACCUACUCCAUCGUCUGGAAUUCAGACGAGAUCCUGAUCCUGGUGGACAACAUGGCGAUCCGGCGGUUCAGGAACCACUGGGACGCCGGCGUGCCCUUCCCGGUGUACCAGCCGAUGAGGCUGAACGGUGUGCUCUGGGACGCCGACGGCUGGGCGACGCAGGGCGGGCGCGUCAAGACGGACUGGACGCAGGCGCCCUUCACCGCCUACUUCCGGAACUACCGCGCCAGCGGCUGCGAGCCGAGCGGCGUCGCGUGGGUGUGCGGCCAGGACCCGUCCGGCGGCGACUGGCUCGGCGGCGGGGCCGCCGGCGGGCUGGACGACGUGAAGCAGCGGCAGCAGCUGAGGGAGGCGCAGGAGAGGUACACCAUCUACGACUACUGCACCGACUCCACGAGGUUCCCCGAUGGCUUCCGCCCCAAGGAGUGUGCGUUGCCAUAGAGUACAAGAGUUGGUGCGAUCAGGGUUUUCAAUUUCGGUUUCAAAAAAAUUUCUGUAAAAACCGAAAUUUCGUGAAAUUCAGAAUUUUUUGGAUC
Messenger RNA from Setaria italica (foxtail millet), 1239 nucleotides. RefSeq names its product probable xyloglucan endotransglucosylase/hydrolase protein 16. The coding region runs from base 251 to 1144 and encodes 297 amino acids. Gene Ontology annotation, molecular function: hydrolase activity, hydrolyzing O-glycosyl compounds; xyloglucan:xyloglucosyl transferase activity. The record is from RefSeq and is a predicted model, not a curated record. NCBI's taxonomy places the organism in Eukaryota, Viridiplantae, Streptophyta, Magnoliopsida, Poales, Poaceae. Gene Ontology annotation, biological process: xyloglucan metabolic process; cell wall biogenesis. The transcript is spliced from 3 exons. Gene Ontology annotation, cellular component: cell wall; apoplast.